GCGAAACAGUGACAUAACAUCCACCACAAUUCUUUAGGUGUAAUACUAAUUGAAACUAUAAUAAUAUCUUUCUUAUUUCGAAACGAUAGCUGUACUUCCAAUAUGUCAGCGAAUAGUAAUAUGUUCGAUAUUCUUCAGCCGAUAGCCUCGCACACAUUGCCAAGACCAGUAAGGCAGUACUGUAUGUCAAAUAAUACUCGCACGAGUUCUCAUACCAGCAGUAGCACACUCAAAUCAGACUUCGGUGGUGCACAAAAACCUAAAAUAGAUCCUUGGAAUGUGGAGGCAUCAAUGGAAUAUAUGGACGUCACACACUCGGCCCACUUUCGCGAAUGGGUUCGAUCGGAGGAAAAUCUACAUCUCACAGCACACCAUUUACGGAGAGUGCUGACCGAGAGUACGGUAGACACUGAAGUACGAAAGGUAGCUAAUGGACUACGUUGGAUCAUGAGUGACUGGUCUACUAAGUCCGUUUCUGAAUUGAUGAAACUGCUUGGGAAAGGCAGAUCCAUAACAUGGACAGCAACGGUAACAAAUUUAAUAUCCGCCGAGUUUCCGCUGUUUCCCGACACAGCCGAGGUGGUUAUGGCCAUGAUUGAUAAGAACUCACCAGAACAAGCAUCAGCAUUUGUGAAGGUUAUUAGUGCGGACUGGGAUUUAGAAGCAGUAACAGAGCUCGUGUUCCAUGUUGGACGCGAGUUUGAGUGGGACGUUGACAGGUAUCUUGAGUUUAUUACCAGUUAUGCGUUCAAUGACAGCGGAAAAGAGCGCAAUGGGGAGGAGAGAGAAAGAUGUAUGAAGUUUCUAUUCUCUGCAAGAAGCAUCAUAUGUGAAAUAACAAAAAAGAAUAUGGUAGCUGCACAACCAAUCAACCCCAACAAAGAGCCCAUAGGAUUCAAACCUGAGCAAUUGGAGGAGAGCGAAGCUUCCACUAUUGCGAGUUAGCACCCAAAAGAAUAUUUAGUAAAAAAUAUCGGGUUUUUUUAUUACAAAAUCUGCAAGUGUAGAUCAGAAAUUUUGCACAAUAGUUUUUAUGUAGUCUACUGCGGAGCUGAGUAUUUGAAUAUCUGAGCUAAACUUGGAAGACAAGGUGCACCACAAUGUAGUGUGUUGCACAUUCCAAGUUCCAACAGAUGUCGGAUUACUUCCACUGGUUCAGUAUGGUAUGCUGUCCU
Molecule: messenger RNA, 1175 nt
Organism: Sphaeroforma arctica JP610
Lineage: Eukaryota; Ichthyosporea; Ichthyophonida
Exons: 1
Coding region: 103-945 (280 amino acids)
Source: RefSeq, a predicted model, not a curated record